Molecule: messenger RNA, 1448 nt
Organism: Nicotiana tabacum (common tobacco)
Lineage: Eukaryota; Viridiplantae; Streptophyta; Magnoliopsida; Solanales; Solanaceae
Product: mediator of RNA polymerase II transcription subunit 11-like
Biological process (GO): regulation of transcription by RNA polymerase II
Cellular component (GO): mediator complex
Molecular function (GO): transcription coregulator activity
Source: RefSeq, a predicted model, not a curated record
UAAUAGAAUUUUGUAUUAAUAAUUAUGUAAAUAUAAUAUUUGGGGCGUUCACCUGCCUUACCCUAGGGCGGCCCUUGAUCACUAGCUGCGACGAGGACGGACGAUUGCUGUUCUUCUGCCACCUACUAAUCGCCGCGACGCAAGGUGUGGAAUGAUUGGCUUCUCACUUGUAUAUGCCUGAACGAAACGAUAUUUCUAAUAUGAAGCAUGAGAGAUCCUAAAGCUAGGCAUUUGUGUCUUGUCUUAAUGUGACAAGUGGAGAGCGUCUCUAGCAGCAAUGGCAUAGCCAGCAAUCUUGCCAAGGGUGUUCAAACUUUAAUGAAGUACAAUCAAUAAUAUUGUUAUGAUGAGUGGGUGCACCGAAAAAUUAAGCAAUAUUUAGAGAGUUAUGAACCAAAAUACCCUGUGAACUGCACUGAACCGGGUUUCCUAGAUCCUGUUUCGUUUCUCCACAUCUAGCUCGAUCUGUGUUGUUAAUUCACUUAAUUUUAGCACCUGUCUCGACAGCUCCACUCAGAAUACUAUGGAUUCACAAAGCCAGAAUACUUCAUUGCAGCGGCUGCAAAAUGUUGAGAAGAGGAUAGUUAGAGUUCUGGAGCUAGCAGGAGGUGUAAUGGAUGAAAUGGCAAAUCCAAGCGGUCCCAGGAAGGAGCUUAUUAACAACCAUUGCAGGGAGUUUAUGCAAUUAAUCAAGGACAUCCAGGUCACACUGCGAGAAGAAAUCAAAAGUGCAUGUGAAUAUCGUCCUUUUGAGAAGUGUGACUAUGUACCAAGAAUAUCAAACGAGAUCUGUUACAAGAAACUAGAAUAUGUCAUUUCUCAGUUUGAUGAUAUGAAGCGAACAAUUGAGGGUUAUCAUGCUGCAGCGGUAGACCUUAUGGCCCUAGACUAGUAAUAAUUUACUCAGUGUUGCUUCAUGUUCAUGUGGCAACAUAAAUAUCUACUUUAACAACAAUGCCUCAAUUCCAAGCAAGUUGGGGUCGGCUUAUCUGUUAAGGUUUAUUUAUUUAAAGAGUUGGAAUGAGUGCUUCCGUAUCACUACUUUUGUAUGAGUAUGAUAGCUGAUGGAUCUCUACUGAUUGCUUAAAAUCUUGUUGCAGUUGAAAAUUUCUUCAAGCUGAUGUUACAUAGGUCUGUAAAAAACUUAGGCUUUUCUUUAUUUGGAAGAGAUGAUAAGGAAUGGAUAUCCCAAAAAGCAAGAGGUACUUGAAAUGUCAGUGAGAAGCUGUUAUUUAAAAUUUUGUUUAGCUUACCAUGGUCUUGAUCAUUCGGUAAGCAAUGAUGAGUUUGAAGUACUUGUGCCGAGGGUUUAUUAGUUUCAGCCUUUCUACCUCCUCAAAGUAGGGGUAUGGUUGUGUACGUACUACCCUUCUCAGAUUACACUGGUUUGGUGGUGUUGUUGUUAACUUGUUAUUGGGUUCAUGGAUCAAGACUUCUCUUCGAAAUCA